AUGGAAUGCUAUAACGAAGCUAUCAGAAUUGAUCCAAAUUAUGCUCAUGCAUAAGGAUCCCCCCCCUCAUUUGUCCAAUUUUCUAGUCUUUUUUUUAUAGGAUAAAAAAAAUUUUCAGGACCUCAUUUGUCCCAAAAUCUAGUCAAAAAUGUUUGCCCCAUUUUCUAGUCUUUUUUGGAUUUUUUCGAUGUCCUAAAUUUUAGUUUAGUACUUUAAAAAAACUAGAAAAUGAGACAAUUGAGGUCCUGAAAUUUUUUUUUUUCCUAUAAAUAAAACUAGAAAAAUAGACAAAUGAUAAAAGACUAGAAAAUUGGACAAAUGAGGGGGGGAUCCUUACAAUAGCAUAGGAAAUAUUUUCUAUAAUAAAAAGAAAUAUGAAGAAGCAAUAAAUGUUGCAAUGAUGCAAUUAGAAUCAAUCCAAACAGUGCACUGUACUAUAGUAAUAAAGGAGCUGCUCUUAAAAAGUUAUGCAGAAGAGAAAAAGCUAUGGAAUGCUAUAAAGAAGCUAUCAGAAUUGAUCCAAUCAUGCUGAUGCAUACGAUGGCAUGGGACUUAUCUUUUACAAUAA
Blepharisma stoltei is the source of this 568-nucleotide messenger RNA. NCBI's taxonomy places the organism in Eukaryota, Ciliophora, Heterotrichea, Heterotrichida, Blepharismidae. The record is from the annotation of a GenBank genome assembly.